AUGUUUUGUCAAAAUUAUGAUUUUUAUUUGAAUCAAAUGAAACCUGUUGUUGGUCCGAUCAGUUGUAAUAUCAAUGAAAGUGCUCGGAAAAGUCGACAAUGUCAUCAUCAUCAUCAUCAUCAUCAUCAUCAUCAUCAUCAUCAUUAUCAACAUCACAAACAUCAACACACACGACAUAAACAAUUAUGGCAUUGGGAACAGUUGGACACCACACUCAAUUAUGUCCCCACAUUUUAUUUGAACAACAAAUAUCAUUCAGAUAGUUAUCUGCUUCGAUCGCAUCAACAGGAAUAUCCAGUACCACCGAAUACACCACACAAAUGCACUACAAAAUCAUCAAAAUACCAAUUCACCGAAAAUAAAUACUAUUCAUCUACUUCGUUCACACUGCACAGGUCACAAGUAUAUCAUCACAUAUCAUCUCCAGUACCAGUCAUCCAACCAGUUACAACUUCAUUUCGUGUGUGCCGUACUCGAAGUACGAAUUCACCAAACUGCACAAUGUCAUCUGGUAGAGCUUCCAAGUAUUUGCAUGCUGAACAUAUACGGAGUAAAAGUGAAGGGAAACAUAUUGACCACAUACACAACUCACAUAUCGACGGACACGCGAAAUGCAGUGUUUGUGUUGAUUCGACUUGUCGUUCUUCUCAACUUCCAUACAAAUUAUCAAGUUAUUCGUCUUCCAAUAUUCCAUGUUCAAAGAGUGUGAAUGGUGUUGGAGAAUGGGAAAACAUUCCAUAUUCUGAGAAACAAGUGUCUCCCAGUCCACCAUCCACAUCGAACAGAUCUAGUUUGAAGCAAAUGAAACUGACUGUCUAUAGUGAUGGAAGACAAAUGAUUUACGAUCAAAUUGAUAAUUAUUAA
Molecule: messenger RNA, 864 nt
Organism: Schistosoma intercalatum
Lineage: Eukaryota; Metazoa; Platyhelminthes; Trematoda; Strigeidida; Schistosomatidae
Source: the annotation of a GenBank genome assembly